GUGACGCCCCUCCCUCCUCUACCUCCACACAGCAUCAGCACCUCGAAACCGAACAACUCGACCCUCCGCGGGAAGAGGAUGCUCUCCGGCCCGUGAGGCUGCGCAGCAACAACGAGACCGAUAGCCUGACGGUAUAGUCGCUGUUUCCCUGCCUGCACGUUUAUGCCGCCUCGCUGCCUCCAUUCAUAUUGCACCAUUCAUGCAUCCCCAAGAAUGGAAACUCGCUGCGAGGAAAGGGAAAAAAAAGAGAAACAUUAAAAUAACCCUCUGCGGCCCCGGUGGCUCGCUUUCGUAAGACAUCAUCCUCGCUCGUUUUUUGGUGAAGCUUCCUUUUCAUGGCGGGCUUAAAGUGAUGAGGACCCCCGAUUUUGGCUUGUGAGGGCGCCUCGCGAAUGUAGGGCUAGUACGGGAAAAGCCGAGCAAACAAAAGGCAUCCAGACCCCCUCCUCCUCUGACGCACCUGGCUGCCCUGUCGCCACUUGACAUGACAGCGCAGAGCCGGGAGCAGAGCAGCAGGAUCAAGGGGCACCGACGUGCGGCCGGACGUGCGGACUCGACGGGGAACACAGGAGCCUGCGGACGCUCGGCGGAGAGGCAGCAGCAGCAGCCCAGGGGAGGCCGGAUUGCAGUUUCUGGGGACGAGCGCCAAGGGCAGUGCGGCAGUCAGCAGGCAGACCGGGGGGAGGAGGCUGCGAAGAUCUGCGAUACUUCCCCCCAAGUCAACACUGCUGUCUCACCUCCAUAUCAUCCUAAAGAUAUUAUGGUGGAAGUUUUCAUUUUUCAUCAAUGGUGACUGUUGCUUAUUCCCCUAGCUUUUUUCUUCUUCUUCUCGCCCCUUUCUUCCUUUAUCCAAUCAGUGAUUAUGUGCAAUUAAAGGAUUAGAUCUGCUCUUGAGGCAAGGGUGGAACCCUGAGGGGACUGAUGUGCAUACUGGCCAGGUAUCAUCGGCUCCCGUCUUCUCUGGCUUUGCUCAUUCUGCUUGUCGCCUGCACUAUGGGCUGUAUUCAGAGCAUCGCAUGCAAGCCCCGCAUCAGACGGGAGAACAUUGUAGUGUAUGAGGUGUCCGCCUCUAUUGACCAGUGUCCCACCAUCAUUGAGGAGAACUCACCGAUUGUGCUCCGCUACAAGACGCCUUACUUCAGGGCCUCAGCGGGAGUCGUGAUGCCACCAGUGCCCCGCAACGAAACCUGGGUGGUGGGCUGGAUCCAAGCUUGCACCCAGAUGGAGUUCUACAAUACCUAUGGCGAUAUUGGCAUGUCCAGCUGGGAGUUACCAGAACUGCGAGAGGGUCGGGUCAAGGCCAUCAGUGACUCGGAUGGUGUCAGCUACCCCUGGUACGGCAACACCACAGAGACGGUCACCCUCACCGGCCCUACAUCCAAACCGUCCCGUCUGACGGUCAGCAUGAACGACAACUUCUACCCCAGUGUGACCUGGGCUGUCCCCAUCAGCAACAGCAACACACCCAUGCUGACCCACAUCACCAGGGACCAGAGUUUCAUCACCUGGUUGGUGGCCAUGAACUCUGUCACAAAGGAGCGUAUAGUGUUGCAGACGGUGCGGUGGCGGAUGCGGGUGGAUAUCGCCGUGGAUCCAGACAUGCCGCUGGGCUCUCGGGCCUCACUGGUGGGCCGCCCCUACCAGGAGCAACCGCACAUCCUCAACUACCAAGAACCCAUCCCUCCCAACGCGCUGGGGAGGCCGAACGCCAACGAUGCCCAAGUGCUAAUGUGGAGGCCGCGGAGAGGGGCGCCGCUCGUCGUCAUACCGCCAAAAUAAGAGAGUGAAAUGUUGCACACACAAAAAUAUGAUUGUUCCCUUUUGGAAAAAAAAAAGAAGUGGAGGGGGGGUGUAAAUGGAUAGGAAAGUAAGCCCGAUGGUUGCCCCCCCCUCCACCCCUCUGUGGCUUCUUCUUCCUGAAUGAUUCAAAUGGACUAUCGCGAUUAGCCGGUACGGAUAUUACAUCUGGGAUCUGACGUAGCACAAGAAGUCCACAGCAAACUAUUUGUCAAGGACCUGGAGCUGCAUCAAAGCUUGUUUGAACCCCCUCACAUGCUUUGGACUGGAAUAUAGAGUUAUGCCUGCCUUUUAGCUGAGAAGGAAAAGCUGUUUUUAGAUGUAUCGCAGAGGUAUUAGACCACAACAAGAACUGCAUCCUGCAUCCUUAUGUAGACCCUAUUGCAUGAGAAUGAGAGGAACACACAAAAAAAAAACCCUCUCCUUGGAGAACUUUCGAAUAGCAUUUGUUUUGUAUAACUUGUUACCUGAAGACGUUUUGAUUGAAAAGUCAGCCAAAAAGAAAACAAAAAAUACAGAGGGCUGGUAAACCUCAUCAGUGCCAACAAAGGCCUUCAGCAAUCUCAGUAUUAAAGGAUGUAUACAGAUCAUUUAAAAGAGACAAAGUAUUAUACAAAUCUUUUUAGGUGAAGAAUAAACUCGUACAUCGACCAGAUUGUAACAACAGCACCCACUUGGCAUAAAAGUCUGGGAGAAGAGAAAAAAAAACAGCCUGCUGUAGUUUUCACUUGAGUUCUGCUAAUACACCAAACUUACGCACCCAGCAUAGUUUCUUGCCUCAGUUGUGCAGCUGAUGCUGUUUUGUUUUUUUGGGGGGGUUUUUUUGGAUGGGUGUCAGAUAUGUCAGAGGGAUGAGCCAAAUCUGUUGCUACCUUAAAUAAAUAAUGUCAGCUAUGCGUUCAAUAAGUGCAGCGUAAAUGACUUGGAGCAGUGCCGGACAACAGAUUUGAAACAAGAAGGCGAUAGCAGUCGGCACAUAUAUCACAGGUGGAGCGAGGCCAAACUGUCCCGAGGCUACAUUUGAUGUUGCACUACAAUCCAGGGAAUAGAAAUGUACCCGUGAUGGUUUUGCCGGUGUGAAACUAAGCCAGACACCAUUUUAAAAAUGGGUUUUAUUUGGAUCCGUACCAGCGCUGCUUCUGUGACGUCAUACUGAUUAUUUGUCCGGCAGAUUUCUGCAGAUAAACACGCAGAUGAAGACCGUCACGACGUCGUGGCCACGGCCCGUCCUGGGCCUCCGUCCAGGUCCCUGCCUGCCACUCUGCACAAGUCACAUGACUCAUCUUCCAUCUGUGCUUCUCUUCAGGUUCACGCCUCACCUUCCCAUAUGCCCGCUCUCUUUCCUCCCCUGGCUGCACACCUCAUACACGCAGGCUAGGGCCAUACCGAAGUCACAAAUCCUUUCUGAGAUCCACAACUAUGCAAACAUUGUCUGUGUCUGGAAUAAAACUGCUGGAAACACUGCAAAAUGAACAGGAAAAUAGGCUAAAUGAGUUCUCCCACCAACGCCCUCCCAUCUUAUUUUAUGCUGCUUUUAUUUGCUGGGAUCAAUGUUGAAUAAAAAUGAUUGUUGCUACCAAUUAAAAAGUACACAGAGGUGAAAAUAGGUCAUAUUAAUUCAGUGUAUCUUCAUUGGUCACAGCACCUCGGCUCUUUCAGCCAUCUGUUGCUAUAGAGACCGGUUUGGUUUUCCUGAGUGCACUGCAACUGGAACUGAAAAAAAAGAAAACGAAAGAAAACGAAAAGAACUGUUCAAAAUAUUCAUGGGUGUGCCGACAUCUGUGUGCGAGGAUUAGAGAGAGUGUAUGUGUGGGGGCGCUCACACACACACACACACACACGCAGGUAGACUUUGAUGUAAGAUGAGAUCAAGGCAGCGCUGGUUGUUUCAGCAUAAAAAAAGAGUUUAAUUUAUUCAUUUGUUGUUACAUAAAAAGCUUUUCUUUUUGUUUUUCUGAAUUUAAAUAACCCUAAAACGAGCGCUUUUGAUCUACAUGUUCAGGCUGUGAGUAGCAAGGUCAAAGCAGUCGUUUCAGUUUUAUGUGAAAUUUCAUCUUUUAUUUUUUUUUUAAAAAAAAGGGAAAAAAGGACAUUCAGCAUCUUUGGACAGAGGUAACCCCUCCUCUUUGCAGCAAGUUUACUCCUCCUUCCACCACUAGAUGGAAGUGCUGUCAAGGAUUCGCCUCCCGUUUGCUUUGUAAAAGAAUACACAGUAUUUCUUAUCGCAGUUCUUUCGUUCCCAAACAAUGUUUUUAUUAUUACUUAGAAAACCUCCCACUAAUGUCAAAGAAAGAAAACACACAAACAAAAACCACACAAGCUCCUCGUACUGAUAAUACAAACAGCUCUUUUGCCCUUUCAGAAAAAAUGUUCAAGUAUAGGAAAUAAAAAUGUUUUUGCCCCUUCGAAACAUAUGACAAACUGAACACCACAUGGACGGCAAGAACUGGUUAUUUAAACAGACUAAACGACUGACUUAUAGAAAGUUUACGAAAGGUCCCAAAGUGCCCAAAUGUUUUUUCUUUGUGAUUUACAAUAUAUGCUUUGGUUUGUUUGUUUGUUUCUGAACGAAAAGGUUAUCUGUCUUAUCCAGCAUGUAACAUCUGGUUUAUGACUGAGGUUCUUUAUUGUUUGCCAUAUCUAUGUUGUUCUGUAUGAAACAAAAAAAACAACAAAAAAAGAUGAAGUCGGUCUGACCGCUUCGCAACAUGUUUUAAUUUUUCUACACACCGUGUUUUGCAG
This is a messenger RNA of Neolamprologus brichardi, 4539 nucleotides long. It is a transcript of the gene fam78ba, whose product is annotated as family with sequence similarity 78 member Ba. NCBI's taxonomy places the organism in Eukaryota, Metazoa, Chordata, Actinopteri, Cichliformes, Cichlidae. The record is from RefSeq and is a predicted model, not a curated record.